Messenger RNA from Durusdinium trenchii, 1320 nucleotides. The record is from the annotation of a GenBank genome assembly. Lineage: Eukaryota; Dinophyceae; Suessiales; Symbiodiniaceae.
AUGUGUACGUAUAUGUCGUAUAUGUUAUCAUUUUCCCUUGGCUUGGGCGGAAAGGUAUCCUAUUCAGGUUCGCCAGGUUCGCCAGACCAGGUCAUGCCAUGUUUUCCACCUUUUCAGGGCCUACCAUGUCGGAAGCCUCCGUCGGAGGGUCCAUGUGUCCCACACGGGCGUCUCGGGCCUCGCCGGGCUGCGCGAUCCAGGCGAGGUCUUCACCGAAGAGCUGAAGCGGUGGAACCGGCAUAUGACCGCGCAGGAAAGGGAAGAACCCAGACCCUGGAAUGGCAACGUGAGAAUGACCUGGACAAUUCACAUGGCGCGGACUUGACGCCAAGCCUAUCAAGCUCCUUCACCGCUGGCAUGAGGUAUCUGUGGCGUGUGGCCGUUUCACAUGACAACCAUGACACCCUCACCGACAACAUGAGGAUGCCACGAACGGAUGCGAAGCUCCACGCGGAAGAAGUCGCGUGCCAGGGGCCAAAGGCGGUCUUCGAGAAGUUCGAGGCGGCACAGGAGGAACCAUCCUCGGUCCUGGCCGUGAAGCAAGAGCAAGCAGAGUUCUCCAGGUCGUCGUCCUCUGCUAGCUCUGCAGACGAGGAAAAGUCCCAGCGACAAGCCGCACCUCUGGCGGUCGCGCCAAGCUCGAUCAGCCAACAGACGCGCCUGGAAGCUGAGCGCCGUGCACGGGCCGAGCUGCAAGCACGCUUGAAGGAAGAGGAGAAGCAUUUUCCCAACGUCCCGCAAGCCAGGGUGCCACAUGUGGUGCCGGCUCGCAUACAAACUCCAGCCUUUGCAACUUCAGCCUCCUUGGGCCAAAACGUCGCGGUGCUCGCCCUGCCCGGACGGCGGGCGGAGUGCGAGCGGAAGGCGCGAGCAGAGCUGCAGCAGCGGUUGCAGGUAGAAGCCAAAAUCGUGCUCGAAGAGAGGGCCAAAGCUGAGAAAGCCAAGGCCAAGGCUGACGAAGCAAAAGCCAAGGCAGAAGAGAAGGCCAAAGAGGCGAAAGAGGCCAAGGAGGCGAAAGAGGCCGCCAAGCUCGCCCGGCAGGCCGACGCGAAAGCCAAGGCCGUCAAGGCGGAGGUGAAGAAAGCGAAAGCAGCGGAGGCCAAAGGCGAUGUGAAGUCCAGCAAAGCGACAGCGGGGAAGGCCGCCGCAGCAGCAGGAGGUGCUCGGAAGGUGCCCGUGAAGCAGGAACAUGGUCGGUCCAGGUCCUCGUCCGCUGAUCAUCAAUCCAAGGCCAAAAAGGCGGCCCCCAAAGCCUCAGCGGCCAAGGCCAAGGCUACACCAGCUCCAGGUGCUACACCUGCAACCAAACCAAAGGGGCAG